Molecule: messenger RNA, 1116 nt
Organism: Nipponia nippon (crested ibis)
Lineage: Eukaryota; Metazoa; Chordata; Aves; Pelecaniformes; Threskiornithidae
Source: RefSeq, a predicted model, not a curated record
GUGAUAGUCCAGAGGUCUCUCUCUGCCAAGAACCUCUCCCAUGCCAAAGGUGGAUCAGUGCUGGGAGGAUACCUGAAAAUCUUCCCUAUGUUUUUCAUUGUCAUGCCAGGAAUGAUCAGCAGAGCUCUUUACCCAGAUGAAGUGGGCUGCGUGGACCCAGACAUCUGUCAAAGGGUCUGUGGAGCUGCGGUGGGUUGUUCCAACAUUGCCUACCCCAAACUCGUGAUAGAACUAUUGCCUGAUGGGCUCCGGGGUUUGAUGAUUGCCGUGAUGAUGGCAGCCUUGAUGAGUUCCCUCACCUCCAUUUUCAACAGCAGCAGCACACUCUUCGUUAUAGACAUCUGGCAGCGGAUCCGCAGAAAAGCUUCGGAGCAGGAGCUGAUGAUUGUGGGCAGAGUCUUUAUCCUCAUCCUUGUAGUCAUCAGUAUUCUCUGGAUCCCGAUCAUUCAAUCAGCCAACAGCGGCAAGCUCUUUGACUACAUUCAGUCCAUAACCAGCUAUCUAGCCCCACCGAUCACAGCUCUCUUCAUCUUGGCAAUCUUCUGCAAGAGGAUUAAUGAGCCUGGUGCUUUCUGGGGCCUCAUGGUUGGGCUAGCUGUUGGUCUCGUUCGGAUGAUCCUCGAGUUUAUUUAUAGCACACCGUCUUGUGGUGAGGAGGACAGAAGACCAGCUGUGCUAAAGGACUUGCACUACCUCUACUUUGCCCUCAUCCUCUGUGUCCUCACUGCAAUUGUCAUUGUCCUUAUUAGUCUCUGCACCCCACCGAUCCCUGAAGAAAAGCUCGUUUGCCUGACGUGGUGGACAAGACACAGAAAAGCACCUACCAUUGACCUGAAAAAUUACAAGAGUCGUGCAGCACAGAUCAAUCCAGCCGACGGAGAGAGUGCCUUGGUCGAAAGUACAGAUUCAGCCAAGCCUCCCUGCUGGAAAAUGCUGUACCUAUGGUUCUGUGGUCUGUCCACCGGCCCCACGCCCACCCUGUCCCAGGAGGAGAGAGCUGCCCUGGAGCGGAGACUCACCAGCAUCGAGGAAAAGCCCCUGUGGAAGAUUGUUUGCAAUGUUAAUGCUAUUCUCCUGCUGACCGUUAAUGUCUUUCUGUGGGCAUAUUUCGGCUGA